UAAUAGACACACACACACACUCAGCGCACACCUAGAAACACCCUGAGCCCGUUGAGCAGCACAUCCAGUAGACCCUUGGAGAUGCCGUGUGUGAGCACUCAUCUUAGGCAGAUUCUGAAGAUGCCCAGUAGUUACAACGCUGAGGUGGAUCAAAGCCUCAUGGUGGAGCAGAUUCUCUCCGAGUUCCGUCUGAAUAAGGAGGACCUGCAAGAGGUCAUGAAGAGGAUGCAGCUUGAGAUGGACCGAGGACUGCGUCUGGAGACACACAAGGAAGCCAGCGUCAAAAUGCUCCCCACCUAUGUCUGCUCUACCCCAGAAGGAUCAGUGUUUGCGGUCACGUCAGAGGUGGGAGACUUCCUCGCCCUGGACUUGGGGGGCACCAACUUCCGGGUGAUGCUGGUGAAGGUGGGCGAGGACGAGGAGCGGGGCUGGAAGGUGGAGACCAAAAACGAGAUGUAUUCUAUCUCUGAAGACGCGAUGACCGGAACCGCUGAAAUGCUCUUUGACUACAUAGCGGAGUGCAUCUCAGAUUUUCUCGGCAAACACCACAUCAAGCAUAAGAAGCUUUCUCUCGGGUUCACCUUCUCCUUCCCCGUCCGACAUGAAGAUAUUGACAAGGGCAUUCUACUGAACUGGACCAAAGGUUUCAAGGCUUCAGGGGCAGAAGGGAACAAUAUUGUGGGCCUGCUGAGGGAUGCAAUCAAGAGGCGAGGGGACUUUGAGAUGGAUGUGGUUGCCAUGGUGAACGACACAGUGGCCACAAUGAUAUCUUGCUACUACGAAGACCGCAGCUGUGAGGUUGGGAUGAUUGUUGGCACUGGUUGCAAUGCCUGUUACAUGGAGGAGAUGCGAACUUUGGAGCUGGUGGAGGGAGAAGAGGGUCGCAUGUGUGUGAACACAGAGUGGGGGGCCUUCGGGGACAACGGGGAGCUGGAAGACUUCAGACUGGAGUACGACCGGGUGGUGGACGAGUUCUCCCUGAACCCCGGACAGCAACUAUAUGAGAAGCUGAUCAGCGGGAAGUACAUGGGAGAGCUGGUCAGGCUGGUUUUGAUCAAGCUCGUCAACCAAGACCUGCUGUUUAACGGCGACGCUUCAGACCUGCUCAAGACACGCGGCGGCUUCGAGACGCGUUAUGUGUCCCAGGUGGAGAGUGACUCUGGGGACAGGAAGCAGAUCUACAACAUCCUGUCCACCUUGGGCUUGCUGCCGUCAGAGCUGGACUGUGACAUUGUGCACCUGGUGUGUGAGAGCGUCUCCACACGCUCCGCCCACAUGUGCGCCGCCGGUCUCGCCGCGGUGAUCAAUGUCAUGCGCGAGCGCCGCAGCCAGGAGGCCCUCAAGAUCACGGUGGGCGUCGACGGGUCCGUCUACAAACUGCACCCAUGUUUCCAAAACAGGUGCCACGAGGUAGUCCGGGAGCUCACGCCGCAUUGUGACAUCACCUUCAUCCAAUCAGAGGAGGGGAGUGGCCGGGGUGCCGCCCUAAUCUCGGCCGUGGCCUGUAAGAUGGCGGCCUGCAUGAUCACACAGUAGGGCCGUCGUCUCGCAGCGCCUCACUAACGGGAAUCUCCGACGGCCUUCAGAGUCCUUUUCCUGAGACAGUGUGGCCAGGGGGAGGAUCUCUGGCCAGAAGUUUGGAAGCACUCCUUGAGCUGUGGAAUGUCUUUCGCAAUGUAAGCAAGUGUCUACAUGAAGACCACCACAGACCAUCACUCCAUUUUUAAUAAUUACUAUCAACAUAACGUUGUUUCAGAUAUUUCUUAUAGGAUCAUCAUUUCACAAAACAAAAUCACAAAAAACGGAAAAAAUACCUGCACAGAAGUCAAUUCUAAGUUCAUAUGUCCGAGCUGAUAGUUAACAGACGUAGAUGGGCCCCUUUUAAGAUAACAAAUGAGUUGUUCAUGGGGUGUAGACGUGAAACUAAAGAUAAGCUAGUCUUGGUAGGACACAAUAACAGACCGGAUCAAGUGAAAGGUAGAGAAGAAGGUUGUAUGUCUCUGUAGGGAUCCUUUCCAUAAUGAAAGUGUGUAAGAUGAGCCUGUCAGUAGCAAAAAUAAGCACUUUUAAAAGACGUUCAUUGACGGGGCACUAUUGCCUCAAAGGAUUACAUUGCACACCGUUUUUGUGGAUUAUGGCUGCAGCUUUCUUCCUCAACACGACCAAUUUAGAAAAACAUUGCCACAUCAGUCACUUAGUCACUUACUGAUUUUUUAAAUAUUUUAUACUUUUUAAGAUAUUCUACUUUUAAAAUACUAUCUUUUUUUAAACAUGGGAGUCAAGGGGAGGCCUUCGAUAUAAUUUAAACUUUAUUCAUUAUCACAGUUUUAGUUUCCUACCGGCUUCGUUUUCUGUUGGUCUCAUUGAUUUUAUAUUGAAGCUGUAGCGUGAGGACGUCUAGCGGUGUUGCCAGAUUGGGCGUUUUUUCCCGCCGGAUUGGGCUAAUUUUGGAAGACGUUCAGCCAGUGUUGCCAGAUUGGGCUGCUUUUCCCGCUCUAUUGGGCUACUUUUAAUCACGCACCGGCUCGCUAUUCUCUUAAAGACACACACACACACACACACACACACACACACACACACACACACACACACACACACACACACACACACACACACACACACACACACACACACACACACACACACACACACACACACACACACACACACACACACACACACACACACACACACACCAGCACUGCAAUACAUUUGAACUUUCAGAUUCUUCUUGAACUUUUGUUCAAAUCCCUUCACUUGAUUUAAGCUAUUUAACGUUUCUUUAUGUCUUAAUCUAUGUGGCUUUAUUAAAAAUUAUUUUCAACCUCACUUUGUACUACAGCAUUCACCACGUUUUCUGCAGGAAAUGCAUUUUCUAGUUCCUUGUUGAAGCUUUAUUUAAAUGACUAUAUUUCAUGUUUUAAAGCAGGCACUAGUGUUUUUUUUCAGUUUCACUAUGCUACUGGAAGUUAAGCUACCAUGUUGUUGACUGUAUUAAUACAUGGAAAAUCUAAUACCAAGGAGAAACAUGCAGGCAUUUUUUUGUCAAUGUAUGGAAACUAUACCGAACCAUACUGAACCCUGACACAACCGUAUACGAACAUGAGGUUUUUUUAUCUGUUUCACCCCUACACUUUACAUAUAUUUGCCAAGAGUUGUUCAUUACCUUUUGUUUAUAUUGGCUUAAUAUUGUAUUGUGCUUUGUAUGAAAAAUAGACCUGACUGUAAUAGGGAUGUAACGGUAAACCCGAUAAUAAUGUUGUCAAUAACGAUUACCAUUUUCAUUUCAAAAUAAAAUUAUUAUCUCGGUGGAUAACCGCGCCCGCGGUUUGGAAACCGUUUGCUUAAAUCCUUACAAUCGCUUCAUCCGAGUCUCCUCCAGUUUCCGCGCAGGCUUAUUGUGUAGCCUAAAACAUAAUGUUUUUAAGUUUUUUGAAGUUGGAAUCAUACCAGAAGGAGGGGACGACAGCGCUCAAGACAUCCAUCAGCAUUCUAAUAGGGAUGUGCAUUUCUGGCAAAAAUGCUAUUCAAUAUUCGCUGAGAAGUAUUCGAAUAAUAUUCAAAAAGGGUUAGCUACAUGCGCCGAAAACAGACCUCUAUUUAUUUAUUUUACUGAACACAGAAUGCAUGACGGUGAACUAGACACAUCAAAAAACAUAUCUUCACACGGUGUGUCUUUUUACAAUUGAUUUGUUACCAGCAUUCGUACUGUUGAUCAGCAGAGAAAUAGUCCGCCAGACGUUGACGUCGCUUAGCAACCGAGGACGCUGGGGUUGAUAAGUUACCGGACAACUUGCGGAGUGCUACGAUAGAAAAAAAAAAUCGACUUAUCUCGACAGCGGCCAUGAUAUGCUUAGCAACGGUGAAUUUUCAAAAAAUAUUCACCACCGGAAGUUGUGAAGGCCCAUGCAAGUGAACGGAGCGUUCAACAGCAAUGAGAAGAGCUGGGUAAUAAAUAACGAUAGUCACAUUCAUUAUUCAAUAUUUUACGUGACUCAGACUAUUCGACGAUUGUUGCCCAUCCCUACCUCCUAAGAUGUCUAAGUCUGAAGUAUGGGGAUAUUUUGGGUAUUUAAAAAUACUGCGAUAAUACCGAAAACCGGGAUCAUUUUGGUCUCAAUAACCUUGAGGUUAAAUUUUCAUACCGUUACAUCCCUAGACUGUAAAUAUAAUUGCUAGAUAAUUAGGUAUGUUCGUUUUGAUGUGUUUAAUUUAAAAACAAGACUUUCAUUUGUAUUUCAGAUUAAUUUAAGAUUGAAGCGAGACUGAAACACUUUUGAGAGACAGCUGAUCCUCUACAGCAAGGUUUUAAUGACUGUUUCAACCUGUAAAUAAAGAGUUUUUUAAUGUCUCCGGUCCAAAAAGGUUUUGUGUAUUU
This is a messenger RNA of Gadus chalcogrammus (walleye pollock), 4378 nucleotides long. It is a transcript of the gene gck, whose product is annotated as glucokinase (hexokinase 4). The record is from RefSeq and is a predicted model, not a curated record. Gene Ontology annotation, biological process: glucose 6-phosphate metabolic process; regulation of insulin secretion; intracellular glucose homeostasis. Lineage: Eukaryota; Metazoa; Chordata; Actinopteri; Gadiformes; Gadidae. Gene Ontology annotation, molecular function: D-glucose binding; ATP binding; mannokinase activity. Gene Ontology annotation, cellular component: cytosol; mitochondrion. The transcript has 10 exons. The coding region runs from base 82 to 1536 and encodes 484 amino acids.